Messenger RNA from Ectocarpus siliculosus, 1900 nucleotides. NCBI's taxonomy places the organism in Eukaryota, Phaeophyceae, Ectocarpales, Ectocarpaceae. The record is from the annotation of a GenBank genome assembly.
AUGGCAGUCAACACAGCACCCGUCAAGUGGGCUCAGCGAGCCGACAGCAUCUACCUGACGCUUGAUCUCCCGGACGUGAAGGACGAGCAGCUCAAGCUUACCAAGGACAUGCUCUCCUUCAGUGGCACGAGCAACGACAAAAAGUACGCCCUCGACUUGGAAUUUCUUCACGACGUCAACUCCGAGAAGAGCACAUGGAAAGUGCUGCCACGCAGCAUCCAGAUGCACAUCAUGAAAGAGACCGAGGACGACGCUUUCUGGGAGCGCCUCCUCAAGGACAAGUCCUUGGAGAAAACUAACGUGAAGAUUGACUGGAACAAGUUCGUUGACGAGGACGAGGACGAGGGCGGAGAAGGGUUCGACAUGAGUGCCCUCGACGGAGGAAGCCAAUUCGGAGGCCGUGGCGGCCCUCCCGGAGGGAUGGGUGGUAUGGGAGGGAUGGGAGGGAUGGGGGGUAUGGGGGGUAUGGGAGGCAUGGGAGGGAUGGGAGGCAUGGGGGGGAUGGGAGGCAUGGGGGGUAUGGGCGGAGGCGAGGGAGGGAUGCCGGCAGGAAUGGCAGAGAUGAUGGCCAAGAUGCAGGCGGGUGAGAUGGGAGGCAUGGGAGGCAUGGGAGGAGGCGGGGACGACGACGACGAUGAUGAUGAUGACGAGGCGGAUAGCGACGACGAGGGCCUGCCCGAUCUCGAAGAUGACGACGAUCAGCCAAGUGCCUAGAGGUGACGACGCUUCAUUGGCCCGUGGCGACCCAAGAGUCUUGUCAAGCAGACGCUUACGUUGAGCUCGGCAUUCUGCGCGAGUUUUGUUUUGUCGGGCCGGGAGGUUUAUCCUCGUUACACUACAUAGGCGCUUGAUUACUCUCAGCGUGCGGCGGCUAUGCAAGAAGAGCCUGAGCUCGGAGUACGGCGGUGUUGGGGGCACCAUGGGGUGAUCCUCAUUCCACGCGUUUACUUCUUGAUGCUUGGUCGAGGAGACAGCAGUCAGGUCCGGGUUGGGGGGGCGGCGGCAGGGGGGCGAUUCCCUGCCCUUGUUGUCUUGGUAUUAUAUCACAUUCGUUUGUUUAGUGUCUUGUUUUUGUAUCCAGUCAUCUCGUAGAUGGCAGGAAGGUUGGCGGUGUAUCCGGGCAACAAUAGCGUGAUUUGACUCUGUUCGCCCCCUCGCUUUCGGGCUGCUGGUUCGUGUGCCUCCAGUCUUUUCUUUUCCGGUCCGCGCCCUCUGCGGAGAGACGCCGAAUCCCGGUAGAAAUUUCCAUGUCAGCAGUUUAGACCCGACUCCUCAACUCCCCCGCCUUUCGUUGUUCGGGCAAAACAUUCAUCCCAUCCACGUUUCCCGUAAAUAGGAGUGAGUGUAAGUAGUGGGAUGACACCCUGGGGUGUGUGUGACCUACCGUGGUGUGAUGUUUUUAUUGCGGGUUGGAGAGCUAUUUUUUUUGUGGGACAGUUUUAAGACUGUACGAGCGGCAAUGUGGGUUACUUUCACGUUGCGCUUGUGGAGCUCUGACGGCAGAGCGGCGGCAAGAUUGAGGGGAAUAUUUGUUUUGUUUGGUCAAACCACACGGGCGACUCCUUGGGCCAGUCGCCCGUCGCUCCGGGAGCGCUUCGAAUCUCGGGGCAAGGUUGGGGUCUUUGGAACACUGGUCGAUGCUAUUUAGCGUAUAUCAUCUGGGCGGGCUUGUUGCGUACACGCGUGGAGGGAGCUCUUGAGUCAUGGGGGAUACGCAAAGUGGAUCACAGGGCGAAAGAGAAGGGCGUGAGGGGAGGACCCUUCAUGUGUUGGGAGUGGUUUGCAAAGAACAUCAUAUGACUCUUAAUAAACCUCUGUAGUCCUAUUCUUUGGUUGUUUGUAUUUCGUUCGUUGUCGGGGAGGAUGAAACAAGGCAUUCACUACAAGUAUAGUUUUCUGC